This is a messenger RNA of Dicentrarchus labrax (European seabass), 6727 nucleotides long. RefSeq names its product leucine-rich repeats and immunoglobulin-like domains 2 (gene lrig2). Gene Ontology annotation, molecular function: protein binding. Lineage: Eukaryota; Metazoa; Chordata; Actinopteri; Moronidae. Bases 826 to 4005 code for a protein of 1059 amino acids. The record is from RefSeq and is a predicted model, not a curated record. The transcript is spliced from 18 exons.
UGUUGCCAUCCUUAACAAUAAUUCACUAACGUAGGACUCUGAAUUUAAAAUGGGUGAUUAGAUUUAUUUUAAAUGCGCUUUUACACGUGAAAUAACCAUAAGUGACACGUCAAUACACACUACACAAUACAACAUGAAACUCUUAAAAGGCUAAAAGCGGAAAUUACCACCAAUAACCACAAGGAUGUGACAUACAAAUGUAUACAAGAGCAGUUCUGUAAAACUUUUUCACUGUGUACAGUAGAGGCUACCACAAAAACAUACUGGGACUGAGAGCCAAUCAAAUCACUGCGAAUGUUUGACAGGCACACGCACGGACCAAUAGAAUAGCUCGAGGUAUGCUGGAGAGGGGCGGGCUGUAGGAUAUCCUAUGUCAUCAACUCAACGGGCUUUGUUGUUCUUUCGGGGCAAAGAAAGACGUUAGGACGUUGUAAACAGCCGGUCUGAGCAAAGAGACACAUUUAACUUGGCUCAAUAUAAUCAAAAGCCAACCCGGUGUGGCGGUAAACCGAUGUCGUCUGGAGAAAAGUGGUGUAUUUGUGGGAGCAGAUCCUCUCAGCAGUGAGCUAGCUCCGGAUAGGAGCGGAAGGAAUUCCAGACAUUGGGAAGAAGGGGACAAAUCUCUGCUGGGAUGCCUCACGCAAGUUGGGAAAAAACUGUAUUUAACAGUUCCGCCUGGGAUCGUGGCACUAUAAACCCGGAACGUGUGCUCGGUUGACUGCUGUAAAAUUGCAGGAAAGAACAAUUUGAUGGUGAUUUUGUAACUGUGCCAGUUCAGCGAGUUAGCCACGUAGCUACGUAGCCUUCAGUAGGAAGUCAUUUAAAAUGGCGGAAGGUUGGCCCAUUCCUUCGGCCCUUGUCUUCAUGCUGUUGAGUUUGAGUGCCUGGGCUCUUGGUCCUUGUCCGGCUCCUUGCUCGUGUUCAGAAGGACAAGAUGAGGUCCAUAUUCUGGACUGCAACAGGAAAAGGCUGUCGAUGGCUCCCCGGGACCCACCGGAGGGGAUAACCCAAGUCACCAUGAAUCACAAUGAGCUGACUGUUCUUCCUUUUCUUGGAGAUGUUUCCUCAAAUAUCACCUCACUGUCAUUAGUACACAAUAUGAUCUCCGAGCUGAUGAUGCACCAGCUGCAGCCAUAUGUUUCCUUGGAGACACUGGACCUGACAUCCAACUCUAUCUCUGAGCUCAAAGUUGGCUCCUUCCCUUCCAUGCAGCUGAAAUAUCUGAAUUUGAGUAAUAACAAGAUCAGCGUCCUUGAGCCUGGCUGCUUUGAAAACAUCUCCAGCUCCCUGCUGGUGCUGAAACUGAACAGGAACAGAUUAGUUGUGUUGCCAUCCAAAGUCUUCAAACUACCACAGCUUCAGUUCCUCGAAAUGAAGCGUAACAAGAUCAAGAUAGUGGACAGUCUGACAUUCAAAGGGAUGGACUCACUGCGGUCACUGAAGAUGCAGAGGAACGGGAUCACUAAGCUCAUGGAUGGAGCCUUUUUUGGGCUUAACAACAUUGAAGAACUAGAGCUGGAGCACAAUAACCUAACCGAGGUCAACAAAGGUUGGCUGUAUGGCCUGCGCAUGCUGCGAGUCCUGCGGGUCAGCCAGAAUACUGUCGGCAUCAUCCGACCAGACGCCUGGGAGUUUUGCCAAAAGCUAGAGGAACUAGACUUGUCCUUCAAUCAUCUGACUAGACUUGAGGAGACGGCUUUCGUAGGAUUAGGUCUCCUGGAGAGCCUGAACCUGGGAGAAAACUCUAUCAGCCAUUUGGGAGAGGGAGUGUUCAGCGGCCUGGCAAGUCUGCGCACGCUAGAUAUCCGUAAUAAUGAAAUCUCCUGGGCCAUUGAAGACUCCAUUGGUGUGUUUGAUGGAAUGAAGAAGCUGAACACACUAAUCCUACAGCGGAACAAAAUCAAAUCAAUCACUAAGAAAGCGUUUGAGGGCUUGGAUGAGCUGGAGCACCUGGACCUCAGCAAGAAUGGCAUCAUGUCGAUACACCCUGAGGCGUUGUCCCAUACGAAGCUCAAAGUGUUUGUCCUGAACACGAGCAGCCUGCUGUGUGACUGCCACAUGCAGUGGCUUGGGCCUUGGCUGACUGACAGCCAGUUCCAGCAGUCUGUCACUGCUGUCUGUGCUCAUCCUGCCAGCCUUCUUGGACGCAACGUCCUGUCCAUCAGCCCGGAAGAGUUUGUUUGUGAUGACUUCCCCAAGCCUCAUAUCACAACUCAUCCAGAGACGUCUGUGGCACUGCGGGGGAACAAUGUGACUCUGAGCUGUGUUGCUUCCAGCAGCAGUGAUUCGCCAAUGACCACAGCUUGGCGGAAGGAUGGGGAGGUGCUGUAUGAUGCAGAAGUGCAAAACUAUGCCCGGUACCAGGAGGGAGAGCUGAUCUACACCACUGUGCUUCACCUCCUCAAUGUCAACUUCACUGAUGAGGGGCGCUACCAGUGUGUGGUCUCCAAUCACUUCGGCUCCAAUUAUUCCAACAGGGCCAAGCUUACUGUUAAUGAGCUGCCAUCCUUUCUUAAGACUCCCAUGGAUCUGACAAUCCGGACUGGGACCAUGGCCAGGCUGGAGUGUGCUGCUGAAGGCCAUCCAUCACCCCAAAUUGCUUGGCAGAAGGACGGAGGCACUGACUUCCCUGCUGCCCGAGAGCGCAGGAUGCAUGUGAUGCCUGAUGAUGACAUCUUCUUCAUUGCUAACGUGAAGACAGAAGACAUGGGAGUGUACAGCUGCACUGCUCAAAAUGCAGCUGGCAGCCUGUCUGCAAAUGCCACUCUCACUGUCCUAGAAACUCCAUCCUUCAUGCGACCGCUGGAAGACCGAACAGUGGCCCGUGGUGAAACUGCAGUGCUUCAAUGUAUAGCUGGAGGUAGCCCAGCCCCACGUCUCAACUGGACCAAAGAUGAUGGGCCUCUGGUCCUCACAGAGCGCCAUUUUUUUGCUGCAGCCAACCAGCUCCUUAUCAUAGUUGAUGCUGGUCCUCCUGAUGCUGGGAAAUAUACCUGCAUCAUGUCUAAUACUCUGGGAACAGAACGUGGCCACAUCUACCUGAGCGUCUCACCAUCACCAAACUGUGACACCGGUACAGGAUACGAUCAGGACGGCUGGACCACUGUGGGCAUCGUGGUGAUUGUGGUGGUGUGCUGUGUGGUUGGAACCUCACUGGUGUGGGUCAUUGUCAUCUAUCACAUGCGCAGGAAGAGUGAGGACUACAGUAUCACCAACACAGAUGAGAUGAAUUUGCCAGCAGACAUCCCCAGCUACCUGUCCUCUCAGGGUACUUUGUCAGAGCCGCAGGAAGGCUACAGUAAUUCUGAGGCUGGCAGCCACCAGCAGCUCAUGCCUCCUCUUUCCAAUGGAUAUGUCCAUAAGGGCACAGAUGGUGUGUGUUAUGGAGACACGGGCAGCGAGGUGGAAACUGAAGGGAACGGCAUGCUGCAUUGCAGGGUUGGCUCUCUGUUCACUGGUCGCAGCAGCUUCCACCCUGGAGAGCCCCGUGAGGGAUUAGCUGGACUCCCCACAGGUGGUGCAGGUUCGCUGGUCAUUUGCUCCGACUGCUACGACAACGCCAACAUCUACUCUCGCACACGGGAGUACUGCCCCUACACCUAUCUGGGAGAGGAUGAUCCGCUGGACAAAACUCUACCAGGCCUGAAGGAGAGCUUCAGUGAGCAUGCCCAGCACAAGGAGACAACAUUGGAGAGCCUCAUUAGCAACCAGGACUGUGACUUUCUCACCUCACAUGAUAAAAGGUUGAGCAGCCACACUCCCCCAGACUACGAUUCUCUUAGCAGGUGCUUCUGGGGAGAAGGGGGCGAUCCGUCAUCAAAACCCCAACCAGGUGCAUCCCAGCACCCAGUGACUGUACACAGGACACCUCCUCUGACCUCCAGUGCCGACGGGGCAGAGGAACAGAGUGGCGCAGAGGUGGACUGUUUUCCCAGCCAAUGCACGCAGGACCACAGAAGUGCCUCUAAUAGGACUAACCCGCAGGAGCAUCCUGCUCCCACAUAGGUCCUUACAAUCCACCCACGUUCUGCCUCUGAUUCCUCGUUGCUGCACCCCCCACCCCUCUUCACCCACUACCUCCAAAGAGACUCCUCACAUUCUGCCAAAGAUGCUCUCUUGUAUGUUUACACUCCCCUUUCACUCAAGAGGACAUGCUAACGUUCUCCAUUGUGGAAAGACUGCGGUGUCAGGCUGGAGAAAUGGACUGCGGUGAUUAAAGUGACCUCCUCCUUGACACCUCCACCUCUGCAGGGCCCAAUUUCUCCAACAUCCUCCACUCUUCUUUGUUCUCUUUCCAGAGAAAGCUAUGAAUGUAUGCUUUAAAGAGCCAUGUCGGAUGCUGCCACGAGACAACGCCGAGACAUGGUUAAGUCUUUAAAAGCUCUCUCUUCCGUCCUGCUGCUGUGGGGCUGAAUCUUCUCUCAUCAUUCCUGAUACAGACACCUGUUGGAGCAGCCUACAUGACUUUGGUAGAAAUUACAAACCACGUAUUCCCAGGUGGGGAAAAGGGGGUUUAAAAUGGGACAAUUGUAGUUCCCUGACCAGCAGGUUGUGGUUGUUGAUAUAGGAAGGAACAUUGAAAACAUACGUCCUAAAUUCCCACAGCCAUCCCGAAUUACUCAAAACUAUGCUAUCUGGUAUCCUGUUAUGCAAAUCCCAGAGACAGUGACACCAAAAUGUGGUGUAUAUUAUGAAUAUAUAUGAAUAUAUCCUAUAUCAUCUUUAUCUUUUUGUCCUAUGUCAAAUGCAUUUUAUGUCUUCGUUAUCAUGAGCAGUUUGGGGAGAAAGCGUACAAUUUUAUUUGCACAUGUGACAAUCAUGGUUUUGCUGGCUAUUUUCUUAUGGUUGUCUAUUGGAUGGCCUUUUUUUUAAACAAGCAUUCUCAGUAACCUCGAUCAGGUGACGUUAUGGGUUAUAUGUACAAUAUGCACUGAUUUGUUUUCCCUUUUAUCAUAUCUUACAGGCACUUAAUUUAAUGGUGGUCAACUUUAUUAUGCAGUGUGCAUGCCGUUUUGAAUUGUGAGGAUUUAUCGUCACAGUUUUAUCUCAGAAAGUUCAUGAUCCUUCCGUAGAUAUCGAUUGCCUAGGUUUUCACUUGGGACUGUGAAAAAUGAGAAUGUAUUGUAUUAUUUUAUACAUGUAUGUGUACAUAAGGAUAGUAAUCUAUUAAAUUCCAUGUCCUAGUCCAUGUGCAGAGAGGUUUGCGACAUAUUGCUGCAGUAAUUUUAAGCUUUUAUCGUCCCUGUUUUUACCUGUUGGUUCAGGUAACGAGAUGAACAAAUUUGGGUUUUGUUUCCCUCAUAAAAUACAAUAAAUAAACAGUUUCAUCAAACUGUAUUGUUUCUAAAUGUCAGCUGUUUUAAAAAUGAAAAUGCCUCUCGUGUAAAAGAAUGCGCUCUUGUUUUUAUCAGGUUAAUUGCCUUAAUUAUUGCACUUCAGAGUUGCUCAGAUGUGAUUGGCUUUGUUUGGGACUCAGAAAACUCACAUUUGCUCAGUAUAUUUAGAGAAUUACACCGGUUUAUUGGGUUCACCUAACUCAAACUAAUGCUGUAUGAUUAAACAGUCGCGCAAUAAAUCCUACCUUCAUAAAGGUUUUUAAGAGGUGUUGAUUCAACUGUAUGGUCUUUUUGGAAGAUUGUAUUGCAUUAUACUGACUGGUGUUUCUGGUAUUUCGUCCACGCCAUUUAUAUCAAUGAGGGUAGAUUAAAUAACAGAAACACCCCUCUGCAAUAGACUGCAUGAGUUUUAGCUAGGUGUAACUAAUAAACUGGCAGCUGAGUGUAUAUCUUACUCAUUCUUCAUGGUUAUGUCUGACAACAUAUUUGAAUGUUUAUUUUUGUUAUUGUCAUGUCCGUUUCGUUGAUAAUCAGAACUGCUACAUUCUGCUCUUUUACUUUUGACCAAGAAAGGCUUUAUAAUGUUCCUUUUCUCCCUUUUUUGUGGCGGUGCAGAGUUCAGACACUAAAAAUCAAUAAUGCUGAGUUGAAAAUUUGUAAUGGUGUAGCUUGAUGCUAUAUUUUCUUUGUAAUGUUUUACGUUACUUUUUAUCAAUAAUUUCUCAAAAUCGACUGCGUGUACGCGUUGAGCAGCAAAUGGUAUCGGUACACAGCCGCCUCCUCAGUGGCACAUGCAGAUAUGAAUUGCAUGUCAUUCUUGCACUCUUUUGUUUCUAGCUCCUAGCUUUAUUUUGCUAAUCAUGCCUUUGAUUGCCACAUCAGCACAUUCCAAGCCUUUCCCUUCUGAAAUGGCAUUACCUAGGAAGUUGAUGAACUGUUAUUAUUUUUCAAGUCGAGACUUAAACCAACCCUGAGUUCUUCUGUAUUUUGACACACUCCCUUGCUUCAGUAGAAGCAGAUAUUUGUUGUUUCUUGGUGUUUUCUUGGCCGAGGUCAUGAAAUUGGCCCCUUUUUUUUUUUUGAGCAGUGAGAAGUAAUUCUAAUGGAGCUACAUGUUGUCAAUAUUUUCUGCCAACACAGUGUAACAUAAUCUGCAUUUGUAUUGUUUUAUUCUCUGAACGUCCUUUUAUGACUUUAUACCAAAGUUUAGCAGUAACUGCUCUGGCGAUAUCCAAUGCUGCUUUUUUGUAUUGUUGAAGUUUUGCAUUUUGUUUUUAGUAGUAUUUUUUUUUUUUUUUUGACCUUGUUUGCCUGUACAUUCUGUAAAGCAUGUCUAAAGAGCCUUUUUGUUACGUAGCCAUUUCUCAAACAUUAAACAUGAAUUCUGAUAA